ACCUUCAGCCCCAUUGCUUGGGCUGCUCCCGUCGGCUUCGUCUGAGGACCAUGUGGCUGUUGGUAGCCCUGUCGGUUCUGGCUACAGGAAACGGGGGAAUUGCUGGUGCCCAGAAAUCUAGGCUGACCCUGCAUCCAAAGUGGGUCAAUGUGCUCACUGGGGACAAAGUGACCCUGAAAUGCGAUGACCCCAGUUCCCCGGGGAAUAUCACCACCACCCAGUGGUUUCAAAACAACACGGCCUUGGCGAUCAAGACCCCCAGCUACAACAUCCAGGCCGCCACCUUCAGUGACAGCGGGGAGUACCAGUGCCAGAUGGGGGGCUCCAACAAGAGUGACCCCGUGUGGCUGGAUGUGAGCCAAGAUUGGCUACUCCUGCAGACCUCUGGCUGGGUGUUUCUGGAGGGUGAAUCUGUGGACCUGAGAUGCCACAGCUGGAAGGACCAGCACUUGUUCAGUGUGACCUUCUACAAAGACGAAAGAAUAAUGAGGUUUUACAGGCGCAAUUCCGACAUCUUCAUCCCCCAUGCCACUCACAAUAACAGCGGGUCCUACUCCUGCAGGGGAUUCUUGGGCCAAGGAAACUAUUCAUCUAUGCCUGUCAAAAUCACAGUCCAGGCUGAGGGCCGCCCCACUAAACGAGAUGACGGUACAACACCUUCUUUGCUCUGGAUCCACAUCCUUUUCUACUUGGCAGUGGGAAUCCUGUUUGCCAUCAACACGGGCCUGUAUAUCACUCUGCGGAGAAGGCUCAGCACCAGAGACAGAUAGGAAGAGUCCAGAAAGAAAUGAAGAGAGUGGGGCCCAUUAAGAUUUUCUCCUGGAGGCCAAAAGCAGCAUUGACAACAUUGGAAGGGAGCUAUCCAACCCUGCUUCUCCCUCUCCUCCAGCUCAGACCCCCAGGAGCCCCCUGAGGCUGCAGUCAGAGUCAUCUCCUCCUUUCCUUCGCUCUCGUCCUCACACUAGCACUUCUGAACCAGAACUCUUCCUCUUCCUUCCCAAGGCUUUCUCAUCGCUGCAGACACCACCAACCUUCCUCCCUCCCUCCCAAGCCCGGAACCUUGGUAUUACCCUUGACUCAUCGUUCAACCCACACCUUCGAUCUUUCACCAAGUCCUGUCGGUUCUCCCUUUGCAACAUCUCUAGGAUCUGCCCCUUCCUCUUCACCUGAACUGCCACUAUGCUGAUCCAAGCAUUUACCAUAUCCCACUUUGC
Molecule: messenger RNA, 1214 nt
Organism: Tachyglossus aculeatus (Australian echidna)
Lineage: Eukaryota; Metazoa; Chordata; Mammalia; Monotremata; Tachyglossidae
Product: low affinity immunoglobulin gamma Fc region receptor III-like
Exons: 5
Coding region: 51-770 (239 amino acids)
Biological process (GO): cell surface receptor signaling pathway
Molecular function (GO): transmembrane signaling receptor activity
Source: RefSeq, a predicted model, not a curated record